AAGAAAUCAUAACAUCUCAUAACGUCAUCACUGAAUGGAGUAACAGGUGCUUUAAGUUUAACAGAAACAGCAAAGCUUGUGCUCUAAUAGAAAUGUUGGAGACAAUGGUCAUAGAGAAUGAAUGGAGUUACCUUCAGUGGGAGGAAUAUGAGGCUCCAACUGCAAGGCAACAGUAUGAACAAACAACAGCACAGAAAGAGUCUGAAAAAACAGAGAAGUGUCAGAAAACCCCUUCACUAAACAAUGAAGAGAAAUCCAUGAAAUCAUGGUCUGAGAGGCUGAACCUGGUUGUGUGUGGUAGUGAAGGAUCAGUGAAGUCCUCCAUAUCAGAUCUGAUUAUGGGUCAGAGAGAGUUCAGUGCAGAAUCCAGUUCAGUGUGUGUGAGGAGAGAGUCAGAAGUAUGUGGACGUCUGAUCUCCCUGGUGGAGCUUCCAGCUCUCUACAGCUCUCAGCUCUCAGAGGAGGAAGUGAUGCGGGAGACUCUCCGCUGUGUCUCUCUCUGUGAUCCUGGAGUUCAUGCUUUUCUCCUCGUCCUCCCUGAGGGACGUCUCACUGAUGAAGAUAAAGGAGAACUGGAGAAGAUCCAGAUGAUCUUUGGAACAAAAUUCAGAAAGCACACUAUAGUCCUGAUCACUCAGUCCUCUCAGAACAAACCACUAGACCAGGACAGUGAGAGUUUGGUCAAAACCUACGGACAAACAUAUCAUUCAAUCAGCUCCAACACAGAAGCAGAAGAGGUGAUUCAGAGUGUCAGAAAUCUACUGAAAGAAAACAGAGGAAGUCUGUUCACAGCGGUCAUGUAUGCAGCUGCACAGAUAGAAGCACAUCUCAAAUACAAGAGAAAAAAUAAAGAUGUGAAACAAGAAAUCAGCGAACUCAAACUGAGCAGCAGCAAUCAAAUACAGGAUAGACGACAGAAACCAGAUGAACUCAGGAUUGUGCUGCUUGGGAAGACAGGUGUUGGCAAGAGUGCUACAGCAAAUACCAUCUCAGGAACAAAACUUUUUAAAGAAGAUUUUGCUUCUGAUUCAGUUACUAUCGUGUGUCAGAAAGAAUCAACUAACGUUGCUCAGAGACGGAUUAAUGUGAUCGACACCCGAGGAUUAUUUGAUACAUAUAUUUCUAAUGACGAGAUCAAGAAGGAAAUUGGUAAGUGUAUUUUCACCAUGGCAGCACCAGGUCCACACGUCUUUCUGCUGGUUCUUUCACUGGCCCAGCGCUUCACACCAGAGGAGAAAGAAGCAGUGAAGUUAAUCCAAGAUCUGUUUGGUGAAGAAUCCAGAAGAUACACCAUGGUGCUCUUCACCAGAGGAGAUGAACUGCAGAACAAGAACAUCGAAGAGUUCAUUCAAACUUCUAACCCAUACCUAAAAUUUCUCAAAGAAAAAUGUGGAAACAGAUUCCAUGUAUUCAACAACAAGGAAACCAGAGACCGAACGCAGGUCACUGCUCUACUGAAGAAGAUUGACUGCAUGGUGACAGCGAAUGGAGGGAGCUGCUACGUUAAUGAGAUGUUCCAGAAGGUGGAGAAAGAUCUACAAGUAGAACAGGAGAGAAUCCUGAAGGACAGAGAGGAGAAGACAGAGAGAGAGAAAAAAGAACUAAGAGCCAAACAUGAAGCUGAAAUGGAGAAACUAAAGAAGAAACAAGAUGAAGAGAGGAAAAUAAGAGAGAGGGAGGUUAAAGAAAGAGAAGAGCAGAUCAAAAGAGAGUCUGCUGAGAGAGAAUGUAUAGAAAAAGAAAAUUACAAGAAAAGAGAAGAUGCUGAAAAAAGGAUGAAGGAGCAAAUAGAACACAUUAAAAGUGAAAGAGAGGAAAACAUAAAACAGUGGGAGAAACAAAGAGAGGAAGAUCAGAGACAACGAGAUCAGGAGGAAGAGGACAGAAGAAAAAAAGAAGAAGAAGAAUGGAGGAAGAAACAGCAAGAAGAGAAAGAGGAAUUUGAGAAAGAGAAAGAGGAGAUGAUACAGAAAGAAAGAGCUAAUCAGCAGAAGCUACAGAACGAGUAUGAACAGAAGGCAGCAGAGGAGGAAAAGAGAAGCACAGCUCUAGAAGAGAAAAUAAAACACUCAGAAGAAAAUAAGAAGGAGGAGCUACAGGAGCUGCAGACAGCCCAGCGAAGAGAUUGGGAGAGAAUGAAGCAGGAGGAGGAGGAGAGGAGAGAAAAACAGGAGAAACGGUGGAGAAAAGAACUAGAGUCUAAAGAAGAACUGUGGGAGUUUCAGCAAAACCACAAACAACAGCUAUAUGAACAGGAGAGACGAGUAGAGAGUGUAAGAAGAGCUGUAGAAAAGAAAGAGAGGAAACAGAGAGAGGAAGAGGAAAAGAGAAGGAUAGAAAAUAAAGCAAAUGAAAAGACUCAGCAAAUGCUUAUAAAAAUGGUUCUUCAGGAAGAAACCUACCUGAAGAAAAGAGAGGAAGAAUUUCAAAUAGAACUAGAAAACAAACUAAAAAUACAGAGAGAACUCUAUCAUACAUUAAUAGGCGAAGGGGCAAUAAAUCAUAUAAUGGAGGAAGAGAUUAAGCCGGCUUACGUUACAGAGAAGGAUGAGGAAGAGGAGGAGACACUGAUUCAGGCAGCAAGAAAGGAAACUAAUGAAAAAUUCAAAGGGGCAGAAGCAGAGGGACACAAGGAGGGUUACAGAGAAGGAGAAAAGGAGGGACGUGAUAAAGGGUUUAGGAAAGGAGAGAAGGAGGGACAUGAUAAAGGUUUUAUGGAAGUAAAGAAGGAAGAAUAUGAUGAAGGGUUUAUGGAAGGAAAUAAGGAAGGAUAUUAUAAAGGGUUUAAGGAAGGAGAGAAGGAAGGAUAUGAUAAAGGGUUUAAGGAAGGAGAGAAGGAGGGACAUGAUAAAGGUUUUAUGGAAGGAAAGAAGGAAGGCUUUGAUAAAGGGUUUAGGGAAGGAGAGAAGGAAGGAUAUGAUAAAGGGUUUAUGGAAGGAAAGAAGGAAGGAUAUGAUAAAGGGUUUAUGGAAGGAAAGAAGGAAGGAUAUGAUAAAGGGUUUAGGGAAGGAGAGAAGGAGGGACGUGAUAAGGGGUUUAUGGAAGGAAAAAAGGAGGCACACGAUAAAAGUUUUAUGGAAGGAGAGAAGGAAGGAUAUGAUAAGGGGUUUAGGGAAGGAAAGAAGGAGGGACUUGAUAUAGGGUUUAGGGAAGGAGAGAAGAAGGGACAUGAUAAAGGUUUUAUGGAAGGAAAGAAGGAAGGAUAUGAUAUAGGGUUUAGGAAAGGAGAGAAGGAGGGACGUGAUAAAGGGUUUAAGGAAGGAGAGAAGGAGGGAUGUGAUAAAGGGUUCAAGGAAGGAGAGAAGGAGGGACGUGAAAAAGGAUUUAGGAAAGGAGAGAAGGAGGGACGUGAUAAAGGGUUCAAGGAUGGAGAGAAGGAGGGACGUGAAAAAGGGUUUAAGGAAGGAGAGAAGGAGGGACGUGAAAAAGGGUUUAGGAAAGGAGAGAAGGAGGGAUGUAAAAAGGGGUUUAAGAAAGGAGAGAAGGAGGGACAUGAUAAAGGGUUUAGGGAAGGAGAGAAGGAGGGACAUGAUAAAGGGUUCAGAAAAGGAGUGGAGGAGGGAGAAAAGAAGGGAGCUAAAGCAAUAGAAGCAAAGAGGACCAUAUUUGGUAGAAUUACUGAUGCAGCUGUUGCCUGGCUAUUGAAUCGUUUUUAUCAGAAGACCCAUGAUCUCACUGUGGUGUUGGUUGGGAACAGCUCUGCAGUUCACUUUGGAGAUGAGAACAUUCUGCUUGGGAAAGCCCCGGCAGGCAAUGCUGAUUUCUCACAGACUGUUCCAGAACCAAGGAAGAUUUCUGGACACAUUUUGAGUGUAAUCAACUUACUGGACCUGCAGGAAAAUGAACUUUACCUGGACUCAGUGGAUCAGACCAUUGACCGUUUGGCUAGGGAAAAUGAAAUCAAUUUCUUCAUCUUCGUACUACAACUGGGCCAGUUAACAGACAGUGAUAAGGGGGGAAUAGAAUGGCUUCAGAAAUUGUUUGGUGAAGAUGUUCUACCAUUCACGAUGAUCCUCUUCACUUACGAGAGAGAGGAGAACAGUGACACCAUCGUAGACGACCUGAAGAAAAGCCCUGUUCUAGAACAGCUGAUAAAGAAGUGCGGACACAGAUACCACACCUGCAGCAAGAGCAUGAACAACCGAUCAGAGAUAAGAACACUGCUAGAGAAGAUUAACUUGAUGGUCUGUGAGAGAAGCACAGCUUCAAGCCUGAGAAAAGCCCUGCAAGACAGGAAGAGACAGCAAAGUGCAUGUAACUCAAAUGCACAAGAAGAUAAGAUGGGCAGUACAAAAAAGCGUUCAAAAACGACCACACAAUGUUUUUCACUCUCAUCUAUGUGGAAAGACAUUAAAAAGCUCAACUGUUUCAGGAGUAACACAUUUUCUAGCCACGACUCAAAGACUGAUUCAGCAUCAUCAAGACAACAACAUUCUGAAGAAAAAAGCAGAGCCAUUUUGAGUCAAAAAGAUCAUCUAUUUGAGAGACUUCAACUAAAAGAAUUUGAAAAACAAAAGUUAAAACCUGCUGAUGUUCUACAAAUAACUGCACAGUCAGUGGUCUGCAAACAGUCUUGCUCAGAAGAAGAACUGGUUCAAACUUUCUUACAAAAGCUACUGUUGGUGGACUACAGAGCAAGAUGUAUUCCUAUUAAAGAAGCAGCCAGUGAGGUGGAUCGGGUGCAAUCGAGUGCAGUCAACAUGAGGGAAGAUGAAGCAUUUUCACAUUUCAUCAACAAAAAAAAAGAGACAACAAAAAAUGAUCUUGUUCACCCCAUGGAUGUUCAGAUGGCCGUGUUCCACUGCUCAGAUAAUUUCCUAAAGCAGCUGAUAGUGACUAAGCUUUCACAGUGUCAGUACGCUCUCCCUCUACUGGUGCCAGAUCCCUUCACAGGAGAGAUUGAGUUUCCACUGUGGGCGUUCCGCCAAAUCAAGAAGAGCUGGAAAAGCACAGACAUGUCUGGAAUGAUCAGCAACAAUAGUAUGCCAGUUUAUAAUGCAGAAAAUCCAAUGGUGGCAUUUUUCAGAAUUGGUUUGAUUUCUAGAUCCAAGUCUAAACUGAUAAAUGAUCUGAUCAAUGAAAAACACAACACAUUCUUCCACAGGGACUGUCAGGGCAGCAGCACACAUCGUCUACUGAUGGACGGAGUGGUGGAGAUUGCUUGGUACUGCCCAUCUGGGAAAAGUACAGAUCAUUUCACUGAUUGUGUGGCAUUCUGUAAUCUACACGGUGAUGCAGAAACUCUUGAGAAACAACUGGAGAUUCUGACUGAAAUGUCCUCAGUGAAUGUGGUUGUCCUAGGUGAUAACAUAACAAACAAUGCAAUACUACAGAAGCUGUUUAAAGGCCCAAAGCCACUAGUUUGCUUACUCUGUGAGGAUGACUCUUGUAUCAGUGGGUCAGGGAAUCUGAAAUUCAAACUUGGUCUGAAAGGCAGGAACCAGGCCGCUGUAUCUGAGGAGCUCCGAAAUACCAUCAAAGAGUGUUUAACAAACCAGCCCUCACCUUUCAGGCUUGAAGAUGUGAGACUAAAGAGUACGAUCACAACAGAUGAGAAUAAUCCUGAAUGCAAACAAGGGAAGGAAGCUGCUCUCCAGAUGAUCCGUUUACUGGAAGGAAUGGAUCUGUGUGAAAUUAAGAGGACUUACCUGCCUUGUCAGGGGAAACUGUGGCGUGAGUGGUGUAAGAAGAACAAAGAACAAUACCGACUUCAUGGCACAAAUUUAGAAAAGGAAAGCAGUGAAAAACACAAAGAAAUGGAUCAAAUCCGUGAACAGCAGUACAAACAGGGUCUCACAAACCUCACAGAACUGUUCACCCACACAAUGAAUUCUGGGUCGUCUGUCAAAAAUGACUAUUUUCAUAAAUGGGUGGAAAUCCUACUUGACAAGCUAACUGCAGAUGGUCUCUCAGCUCUCCAUAAUGAAUAUGAUGAAAAGUGGUCAAAGGUUUUAAGCUUGAAAAGGAAACAUGUGAAAUCAGAACAAAUGAAAGACGAACAAACAGAACUUGAAAUGAUAUCUGAAAAACUGCAGGCUAGUACCUUUGGUUUAGAGCACAUUCUCAGGGAGAUGGCCCAGCUGUAUGAAUCCUUUAUAUCUGUACAAACAGACAACAAAGGAUGUAAAGAUGAAGUAUUUUCCUCUCUUCCCAAACUUGCAGCAGAGCUUUUAACAACUGGGCAUCCACUGGAGCUGAUGGACGGUGAUGCUGCUCAUGUUCCUCUGGUCUGGGUUUCUGCAGUUCUAGAUGAACUUAGCAACAAACUGGGAGACCAGAGAGUCUUUGUGUUGUCAGUUCUGGGAAUUCAGAGCUCUGGGAAAUCCACCAUGCUCAACGCCAUGUUCGGACUCCAGUUUGCAGUCAGUGCUGGAAGAUGCACCAGAGGAGCCUUCAUGCAGCUGGUGAAAGUGUCUGAGGAGAUGAAGGGGGAACUGACAUUUGACUACAUUCUGGUUGUUGAUACUGAAGGUCUUCAAGCUCUUGAGUUGACUGGAAUAUGUACCAGACACCAUGAUAAUGAACUGGCAACAUUUGUAGUGGGGCUUGGAAACUUGACUUUGAUCAACAUCUUUGGAGAAAACCCAUCAGAGAUGCAGGACAUCCUUCAGAUUGUUGUUCAGGCCUUCAUGAGGAUGAAGAAGGUCAGACUGAAGCCAAGCUGUGUGUUUGUUCAUCAGAAUGUUACUGAUGUUGCAGCUGGAGAGAAAAUGAUGGAGGGAAGAAGACGACUGCAAGAAAAACUGGAUGAAAUGACCAAAUUAGCUGCCAAGGAGGAAGUGUGUAAUGCAGAUUGUUUCAAUGAUAUCAUUGCAUUUGAUGUAGAGAAGGAUGUGAAGUACUUUGCACAGCUCUGGGAGGGCAGCCCACCCAUGGCUCCACCAAAUCCAUGCUACAGUGAAAAUAUUCUAGACCUGAAAAAAAAUCUUCUUCAUCUUGGCUCAAAUUUUCACACCAUGACAGUGACUCAAAUCAAGGACCGGAUUACAGACCUGUGGACUGCUCUUCUGAAUGAAAGCUUCGUUUUCAGUUUCAAAAACACACAGGAGAUUUCAGAAUACAGAAAACUGGAGGAGGAGUAUGGAGGAUGGACCUGGAGCCUCAGGAGUGCCAUGUUGAAGAUUCAAGACAAACUGCACACUAGAAUUAUCAACAAACAACUGCACAGCGUUGAUUAUGAUCUCAUUGUUCAAGAAAUGGCACAACCUUUUGAAAAGGUGAAAAACUCAAUGAAGCACUUUUUUGAAAGUGAAAGACAAGAGAAAGACAUUAUAGAUCAGUGGAGGGGGAGGUUUCAAACGAAGAUAGAGCAUCUACAUGGUGAUCUUACAAACCAGACAAAAAUAGAGUUAGAUGGCAUAAUCCAGCAAAGAGAAGCAUGCACAACUGUGGAAAAACAAAAAUCACUGUAUGAAGCAAAACUCUUUGAGAAGAACAAAGAACUUGCUUUGUCCCUCAAAAACAAUGAUAUUGAUGAGGGAGAGAAGAAAAGGCAGUUUGAUUCAGUGUGGGAAAAAUGGGUCUCUGUGUUGACUGCCAACACUCAACCAAUGAAAGAAAUUGACAUUGUGCAAGACAUUCGACAAAUUCUGUCUGAAGUUUAUGAAGGGUCACUUGUAUGUAGCAAAAGAAACAUAGGAGAGUAUGUUGAAAUCAACAAGUUGGGGGAUUACACCAAGUAUGUAAAACUGAAGAAACAGGGCUGGUUUGAGGGAAAACCCACAUUACAUGCUGAAGACCAGAACUCAAUACGAAAUCUGAUUCUAACUGUCAUCAAGCAAACUAAAGACCUGGUUAAACUGAAAUCCAUUACACAGAACAGCUACAAUCCAGGUUACAUUCAAGAGAUUGCUAUGCUGGUCAAAACAGCUGUGACAGAACACAAGUCACCCAAAUAUGAUUUCACCAAAGAGUUCUCAUUGGAUCUCUCACUGCAUGUGUGUGAAAAUGCGAAAAGGUCAUUUCAGGAGCUGCACAAAAGAUUCAGUAAUGCCAAUGAUCCCAUGGUCUACUUGAAGAACAUGAAACCAGACUACUACAGUGUUUUUCAAAAUUUCUGCAAAAGUACAACAUCAGUGGCAGCAUUCGGUACACUACUUUGCAGAAAACUUGGAGAAUCCAUUAAGCAAAGUGUCUACAGCUGGGCAGCCAAUGAGCUGGCAGAACAAAUGAGGUCUGACCUCCCGGCAUUUAAUGGAAACAGGUCAAACCUGGAGAAACACAUUCUUAAAUCACUGGCAGAAGAGGAAGAUUUUGAGAGGUUCAAAACUUACAUUUUUAAUCCUCGGGAACACUUUGAAGUCUUUAUAACAGAUGUGGUAAAAAAUUACAUGAAAAAGGACAAUCCUAGAGCUCUUGCUGUGAUAAAGAAGAUUAUUGCACACAAGAAGCAGUGUGUAAUUAGUGCAGCAGAAACUGCAUCAAAAAUGGUAACAAAGAAAAAGGGAGAUGCAAAUAUGUGGUUGGAGAAAUUUUCAACCAGUCUCAAAGAUGAGCUUGAAUGUAAUACAGAUCACCUAAGUGGUAAUAACUGUGAGGACAUCACUGACUUUCAGCUGCUCACGGAAGUUGUGAAAAAAGAAAUUGACCUUGUCCUUGAUCUACCAAACAAUGAUUCUAAAAUUGUAUCUGCUUUUAAAAUGGAACAUUUUAGGAAGAGGCCUGAUGAGAUUCUGAUUGAUCAUUUCUGUCAGUGUUGCUGGGUUCAAUGCCCGUUCUGUAAAGCCAUCUGCACCAACACACUGGAGGGUCAUCCUGGAGAUCACAGCAUUCCGUUCCAUCGUAGCAUUGGAAUAAAUGGGUGUUUUUACAGAAGAACAGAGAAUCUUGCCACUGAUUUCUGCACAACCUGUGUGGCAAGUGAUCGUUCCUUUUACCCGUAUUCUGACUCUGAACAAAGUGUGCCAUGGAAAGAAUACAGAUCCGCUGGUCCUAAUUAUGCAAACUGGAGCAUCACCCCUGAUUUCUCUGAGCUGCCAUACUGGAAGUGGUUUGUGUGCAGAUUCCAAAAAGACCUAGAGAAACAUUACCACAAAAAAUAUCAAGGAAGUGGUGAAAUUCCUGAUGAAUGGAGGAAGUACACAAAGAAGGAUGCCAUUAAAAGUUUGUAUAAAUACAUUUAAAUAUCAUUACAUAUGAUAUGUACUGGACUGCAAACUCAACAGGUAUACAAUUAAAAGACAGAAAAUCAACCUUUUAUUAAUUCCUGGAAAUAACAAUAUCACUUGUUUGAAUGCUUUAAUUCAUUUAUAAUAAUCCAGAAUUCUAAAACAAUCAAAAGUCAGAUUAAAACUGUACUACAUAUAUCUCUGUGUAAAAUAAGAUGAUCUACAUUGAUCUACAAGUUAAUAAGCUAUUGAUAUGCAUCUCUAAUUUGUUUUUUGUAUUAUUUUUUUAUCUACAUUUUGGGCAUUGAUUCUGUAGUUUCUAUUACUGUCAUUCUUUUAUUCAUCUUUUAUCCAGCUUGUCCCUUUUCAGUUAUCAGAUUUGGAUAACAUUGUGAUUGCUAUGCAGACUAAAGGAAUACUUUUUGAAAUUGUUUUUGCUGUCUGAUUUCUAACGCUUGAUGUGAUAUUAAACAAUGAUCAAAAACA
Astyanax mexicanus (Mexican tetra) is the source of this 9593-nucleotide messenger RNA. RefSeq names its product interferon-induced very large GTPase 1-like. The transcript has 7 exons. Gene Ontology annotation, molecular function: GTP binding. NCBI's taxonomy places the organism in Eukaryota, Metazoa, Chordata, Actinopteri, Characiformes, Acestrorhamphidae. Bases 93 to 9122 code for a protein of 3009 amino acids. The record is from RefSeq and is a predicted model, not a curated record.